Gadus macrocephalus (Pacific cod) is the source of this 8506-nucleotide messenger RNA. RefSeq names its product autophagy related 2A (gene atg2a). The coding region runs from base 365 to 6484 and encodes 2039 amino acids. Gene Ontology annotation, molecular function: phosphatidylinositol-3-phosphate binding. Gene Ontology annotation, biological process: autophagy of mitochondrion; reticulophagy; autophagosome assembly. Lineage: Eukaryota; Metazoa; Chordata; Actinopteri; Gadiformes; Gadidae. Gene Ontology annotation, cellular component: extrinsic component of membrane; phagophore assembly site. The record is from RefSeq and is a predicted model, not a curated record. The transcript has 42 exons.
ACCUCCAGUUCACGUAUAACAAUAAACAACCCAGAAACAAGGGAUACGCGUUAGGACCUGUCGCUUGAAUCCGAGACAGAUGUGGUCGGAAAAUGUGAACUUAAACAACAAAUAGCAAGUGAACCAUCUCGUUAAGCCCGCCUGGAUUCUUCACGGUCCUGAACACAAAGGAUUUUCGAGUUUUGGUGUCAAGAAACCAAAAGAGUGACGGUUCACCCCCUUCCCUAGCCCCUCUUUAGCUAACACUAGCUCAGUCUUUGCUUGCACACUUUUGUUGGUUUGUUAUGCAGUGGCCAGAGGACUGUUCUCGCGUGUGUUCUCCUCUGCCACCUCUUUGUUCCCUCACUCCCCUGUCUCCAGCCCCAUGUCUCGCUGGCUCUUCCCUUGGUCAGGCUCGAUCAAGAAGCGGGCCUGUCGGUACCUCUUGCAACACUACCUCGGCCACUUCUUGCAGGAGCGACUGAGUUUGGAUCAGUUGGGUUUGGACUUGUACAAUGGCAGUGGUGUCAUCAAAGACAUCAACCUCGACGUUUGGGCGGUUAAUGAGUUCUUGGAAUCUCUCGGUGCCCCUCUGGAGAUUGUGGACGGAUUCGUGAGCAGCAUAGCAGUGACCAUUCCCUGGCAAGCCCUUGUGACAGAUCACUGCACAUUAGAAGUAACUGGCCUUCAGAUAACAUGCCGACCCAAGUAUCGAACCAGCGGGAGUUGGGACUCCCAGGGAUGGUCGUCCAGUAUGACCUCCAGCAUGCAGCUGGCUCAGGAGUGUCUGAAGGACCCCCCAGAGACGUCGGAGGAGCCGCCCGCUCCGCUGGAAGGACUGGAGAUGUUCGCACAGACCAUCGAGACAGUCCUCCGUCGCAUCAAAGUCACCUUCGUGGACACCAUCGUCCGCAUCGAGCACCAGCCCCUGGACCUGGAGACGGGCGUCGCCUUGGAGAUGCACAUCAAACGGCUAGAGUACUGUGACGAGGCGGUGCGAGAGCCAGCCGGGCAGAACGCCGUGCCUGUGGACAUCCACCAGCCCCCGGCCUUCCUGCACAAGAUCCUUCAGCUCAGUGCCGUGCAGCUCUUCUACGAGAGCACUGGCACACACCAGGGCCCCGCUCCCCCCACCCCCCAAGGCUCUGCAGCUGCUAGUGAAGGAGAGGAGGAAGAUGAGGAGGAGGAGGAGGGGGAUGAUGAUGAGGAAGAUGAGGAGGGAGAAGAAGAAGAGGAAUCGCCCUCCAAGGUGCCUUCCCGUCCCGCCCAGCAGCCCCUCCUCAUAGGAAGCUGCUCAGGCUUCAUCGAGACCAUGGUCAAAAUCAAACAGAACGACAUGCUGCCCGGACCAAAGUUGGAGCUGGAUGGGAAGGUGGGCUGCCUGCACCUGCUGCUGUCCCCGGAUCAGAUCAUCCACCUGACAGACCUGAUGGCCGCUCUCUGCAUAGACACCGAGCCAGAGAGUAAGGGCCCCGGGGUCCACAGCCAGCCCCUGGAGCCCGACGACCUGCGUCUCAUCGAGGAGGACCUCAGCAAACAGCUGGACUCCAGCCCCCGGGACCGGGACUGGGACGAGGACGGAGAUAUGGACCCCUUCCUCUACGGGAUGGAGAACGGAGACAUGUUCUACUCCAUGGGUCCCGGGGUGAUGAGCGUCAGUGUGACGUCGGCGCGCUCCGGCAGUGAGCUCUCCGACAGCGACAUGGAGUCCUCAACGCUCAGCCUGAACAGCCUCUCACAGCCGGCCCAGGGCAUGUCAAACUACCCCAGACGUUAUCCUGUAGCAGGUUCCAUGUCCAGCCUAUCCCAGGCCAGCAGUCGCCCCAGAGGCCGCUCCCACAGUGGCCAGUCCGAGCCCCUGAAGCCAGACGCCUUGCUGCGGCUGUCGCUGGGCGGCCUCACCCUGACCCUGCUGCAGGAGGACCCGCCCCCGGCCGCCGCCGGAGCCCCCUCAUUGGCCCAGGUGUUCUUCCGGGAGCUGGCCUUCUUCAAGGACAGCAUGUUCAGCGAGAGGGACUUCACCCAACUCCGGAGCAGCUUCGCCAAGGCCUGCCCCCACUCCAACAUCAGGCUGACGGGGGCGGCGGUGCAGGUGGCGUGCGAGACGAGGAGCGGCGGGCGCCACAGCCGAUCGGUGACCUCUGACCUGUCGUUCAGCCGGCUGGAGCUGCUGGAGUGUCUCUGGGGGGACGGAGGGCCGCAGUACUGCCAGUUGCUCCAGUUCCAGAAGGCAGGUCUGUUCACUCUGGGUACUGCUCCCCGACCCUGUGCUAAGCUGCACUACGGCCUCACUGAGAAACAGCAGCGCAAGGGCCGACAGAGGGUGGUGCGCCGGGACAGCGUGGUGAAGGUGGAGCUGGCGGAGCUGAGCGCGGAGCUGGACCUGGACGUCCUGAGUCGCCUGGGGAGCCUAAGCAGGGCCUUCAGCCACUGUCCCACACAGAACCCCCAGCCUGCAGCCACACAGGUCCUCAGCAGCGAGCUGUACUCCUCCUUCUCCCUGUCGUCUCCGCACGCCGUCCUGCGGCUCCGCUUCCCCGUGCCCGACCUGCGGCCUCCGCCGGAGAGGCGCCCGCCUACCCAGAAGGCAGUGCGGCAGGAGACCCUGGUGCUGGAGCUCUCUGACCUGGAGCUCCGGCACCAGGAGGCGCCGGACCUGCAGGGGGAGCCGCGGGCGCAGCCCCCCGGGCAGCCCCCCGCCGAGGCCCACUGCCUCACCCAGCUCCUCGAGGCCUCCUUCAGCGACCUGCUCGGGUCCUAUGAAGGCUGGGAGGGAGACCCCUUCCCCUGUAUCAGGGUGCAGAAGAACGGUGAAUCUCUUCCCAGGCUAUCGGUGCGUGUGAGUGGGGGGGACACCCUGGUCUCGGGGCCCGGCGGGGGGCUGGGCUGCUUGGCCCGGGACCUGGCCACCAUGUCGUUCGAGAGCCCGUGUGACAUCGGCGACAAGACCAGCUCCCCCUUCUCCUCCAACCGCACCAUGUUCGAGACCGAGGAGAUGGUGAUCCCCGCUGACCCAGAGGAGAUGCUUCAGUUCCAGGCCCACUGUGUGGCCCACUGCCGCUGUGCCAUGGACAUCAGCCUGCCACUCGCUUACAUCCUCCUGCCCAGCAAGCAGGCCUUCCAGAGCCUCUACAACAGGAUCAACAAUGACCUCUUAAUGUGGGAGCCCCCUCCUCCACCCCCGCCCCCUCCUCACUCUGACCUCCUCCACCCCGCUGCUGCCCACCUCAACCGCCGUCACCACGACAACGAGUUCCAGCUGUGCAAGUCGGCCUUCAGGCUCGAUUCUGAUUCGGAAGAGGAGGAAGCUCCUUUCUACUCGGUGGACGACUCAGCAGAGAGGAGAGCGUCCCAGCCCCGGCCGAACCACAACCUCAGCCUCCUCACACUCACUGUGGUCAUCGGCAAGGGCCGCCUCCAGGCCAUGACGGACAGGAAGGACCUCCAUCAUGGGGAGCUGGUGUUGGACCUGGAAGGAGGGAAGAUAUUCAGCGUUGCGCAGCACCAGAACAACCCAAAUCUCAACUUCCUGUGCUUGGAGAGCAAGAAAGUGGACCUUUAUCAUAAAGCUGCAGUGAAAGAGUCCCCCAUCCCAGAACGGUUGGAAAUGCCCAACUUUAGCGUUCCGAAGAACCUGGACCCAACCAUUUACCAGACGGAGGCGGGGGUGAGCAGCGUGAGCGGCAGGGAGAGCGGGCUGCAGAUGCUGUCCACGGCGAUCAAGAUCUCCCUGGACCCCAAGAGGAACGUCAAGGAGUUCCUGGUUGCUGUGCGACUUCAGGGCGCCACCAUGCGGCACUACGUGACCCAAACCGGCCACAGCUGGUACGAGCAGCUCGUUGAGUUUCUGGACGUGAUUGACGACCCCAUUCUGGGAUACACAGCGCCUGCUGUCAUUACUGUCCUCCACACUCAGCUGGCCACCUGCGCUGUGGACUACAGGCCUCUGUACCUGCCGCUGAGAGUCGUCUUCACUGCGGAGUCCUUCUCCCUGUCCAGCAACAUCAUCGUGGACACGGCCACCUUCCACCUCAGAUUCAUCCUGGAUGACUCUGCCCUCUACCUCUCGGACAAGUGUGAGAGUGACACCGUAGACCUGAGGAGAGACUACGUGUGUGUGCUGGACAUCGACCUGCUGGAGCUGGCCAUCACCACGUGGAAAGGCAGUGAAGCGGGCAAGCUGACCCAGCCUCUCUUCGAGCUGCGGUGCUCCAACAACGUGGUCCACGUGCACACGUGCGCCGACUCGUGCGCGGCCCUGGUGAACCUGCUGCAGUACCUGGUCUCCCAGGGCGACCUGCACCCGCCCCCCCGCCACACCUCCCCCACCGAGAUAGCCGGCCAGAAGUUACCGCUGUCAGAGAGCCCUGCCUGCCCGCCCCCCUGUCACCCCGCCGAGACGGCAGAGAUCAAUCAGUACGACCUGGCAGACGCCUUGAUUGACACGGAGAGGAGCCAACGGGAGGAGGGGCCAGAGUCAGGCUCCCCCUCGGUCCCGCGGGCAGACCCCGUCUCCGUCUACCUCUUCCCGGGAGAGGCCCCCAAGCGCCGGCCCUCCUUCCCGCCCGGGGACGGCGAGGAGGAGGAGGAAGAGCAGGCGGAGGAGGAGGAGCCAGACCUGGAGCUGGAUGGGCUGGUCACCACGGCAACGGAGGUCCAGGCCGACGGGUUGUCCCAGGAGGGGUCGGACGGUUCCACGGACAACGACGACUUCUGCAUCCUGGAGGCUCCGGGCGUCGGAAUACCGUCCAGGGACGGGGAGCCCGUGGUGACGGUGCUGGCCCCGGGGCCCAUCAGGGUGAAGGACGGCCACUUCUCCCGGCCGCGGGGCAGCGCCGACCUGCUGCGGGCCCCCGCCGGCUUCCCGGUCCCCCAGAGCCGCGUGGUGCUGCGGGAGGUGUCCGUGGUCUGGCACCUCUACGGGGGCAAGGACUUCGGGGGCCGGCCCCUGUCCAUACACGCCACGCAGGCUAACAGGGGUCGCUCCGUGCCGGCGGGCGUGCGCUGCUCCCCCUCCCGCUCCACCGGCCCCUCCCGACCCCAGAACUCGUGGCGCUGGGCCGGGGGCAGCGGCCGGCAGCACGCCCUCCUCAUGGAGAUCCAGCUCUCCAAGGUGUCCUUCCAGCACGAGUCCUACCCUGCGCUGGUGUCGGGGCCCGAGGCCGAGGGCCUGGGCCUGGGCGUGGGCCCCUGCCCCGGCGGGGAGCAGCCCCUCUCCAGGCAGGUGUUCAUCGUCCAGGAGCUGGAGGUCCGGGACCGCCUGGCCUCCUCCCAGCUCAACAAGUUCCUUUACCUCUACACCAGCGAGAGCAUGCCCCGACGGGCCCACUCCAACAUGCUGACAGUGAAGGCGCUACAGGUCUGCCCCGAGUCAGGCCUGGGGGGUCCCGAGUGCUGUCUGAGGGUCAGCCUGCUGCCCCUCCGUCUCAACAUCGACCAGGACGCCCUGUUCUUCCUGAAGGACUACUUCAGUAACCUGGCCUCCCUGGUGAACCCCUACCUGCCUGUCGACCCUGCAGCAGAAGUGAAGGCAGACUCCGCCCAGAGGUCGAGUGAGGAGGCGGAGUCAGGGGGCAGUCUGGGUCCUGACCUCGCGGCCUCCGUGGAAACCACCUAUAGCGAGCAGAGCUCCUCCUCUGCCGGCUCCACCUCCUCCUCUGACCAGCCAAUCUACUUCCGGGAGUUCCGUUUCAUCUCUGAGGUGCCCAUUUGGCUGGACUACCACGGCAAACACAUGGUCAUUGAGCAGGGGACGUUUGCGGGCAUCCUGAUCGGGCUGGCCCAGCUCAACUGCUCCGAGCUGAAGCUGAAGAGGCUGUGCUGCAGACACGGGCUGCUGGGCGUGGACAAGGUGAUCCAGUACGCCGUCAGCGAGUGGCUGACCGACAUCCGCAAGAACCAACUGCCGGGGAUUCUGGGAGGCGUGGGCCCCAUGCACUCUGUAGUCCAGCUGUUCCACGGCGUCAGGGACCUGUUCUGGAUGCCCAUCGAGCAGUACAGGAAGGACGGCCGAAUCAUCCGCGGGCUCCAGCGGGGGGCGGCGUCCUUCGGCACCUCCACCGCCUCGGCCGCGCUGGAGCUCAGCAACCGGCUGGUGCAGGCCAUCCAGGCGACGGCGGAGACGGUGUACGACAUCCUGUCCCCCACCCCCCCGCUGACGCGCUACAGCAUCACCGAGGGCCGGGCCCCCGCCGGCCGGCCCCGCCGCGCCGUGCAGCCCGCCGACCUGCGGGAGGGCGUGGCCAAGGCCUACGACACCGUCAGAGAGGGGGUGAUCGACGCGGCGCAGACCCUGUGCGACGUUGCGUCGCGGGGCCACGAGCAGAAGGGCCUCCCCGGGGCGGUGGGCGGCGUCCUGCGGCAGAUCCCGCCCACCGUGGUCCGCCCCCUCAUCGUGGCCUCGGAGGCCACCUCCAACCUGCUGGGCGGCAUGCGCAACCAGAUCAAACCGGACGCGCGCAAGGAGGACUUCCUGAAGUGGCGCACGGAGGAAGGCCAAGAGUGAUCUGUCUGUGUGUGUGUGUGUGUGUGUGUGUGUGUGUGUGUGUGUCACCUAUUUGUUUAUGUGGCAAGUGUUGUGUAAUGUGUGUGUGCGUGUGUGCGAUCGUAUACUCGAUUGAGUCUAACAGCAUUUGGGAAGGCGUUAAAGGGAGUGAAUUGGGCGACCAGUUGCACGUGUUUGUUUUACAGAGAAACUGAGAGUUUGUCUACUCGAAUUACUUAUGUCCAGUAUUUUACACAUCUCGCUUCCUCACAGACAUUUUGCCCCCCCACCCCCCCCAACUUCUGAUGCAAUCAGGUAGAUCCCAUCAGUCUGCAGUUAGUACACCAGUUAGUACACCAGUAUGCUCUGUCUCUCCCUGGCUCCUUUGUUACUCUUUGGUGAAUUAUGCAAACAUAUCAACACCACACUCUUGUUCCUCGUACUCCCAUCCCACACGCUGACGGCCGCAUGGGCUGUGCCCUCUGACCUUUCCCCCCCCCCCCCUCUUCACCCACCACAUGUUUAAACUGGUUCAGACGGCCCGGUGUGGAUCAGAGACGUCCUCGUAGCAGUGCGGUCGUUGUAGUGAUCUGGAGGCAGAGGGGAGCACGGUGAACUGAGAUGUCCCGCUCUGCCCCAGUGUUCCGUGCCAUAAACGCUUGCUAUAAAGUGCUCUUUUUUAUAUAAAACGAAAAGGAAAAAAAAAUGGUGGCCUUCCUUGAUCACAUUUUCUAUAACCCUCAUCCCUCGCGACUCAUGUUCAUACGCAUCGCUGAGUGGCAAACGGGGUUGUGUUCUAUUGCAGUCUUUGUCUUGUCGGCCCAUCGAAGCCAAGUGGAUUCAUGGUUUCGGUGAAAGGGGUAUCGGAGACAUUAGUGCUUCUGUUCUGUUCCCAUCGAGACCUCGAGGGCUUGGAGAGCUGUAUUAAUCGGGUCUCUUUCAAAGCUCAUUUUAGUUGCCUUCCUUCUCUUUUCUUUCAUUUGUUUUAUUCGGCCGUGAACUCUUUCUGGAUUCUCCGUUUUACACAUUGUUCUUUGUAUUAUUGUGCCGUGUAAGUCAGAAACUGUUAAGGGCUACCGAUUCCACAUUUGGCAGAUGGGUACAAAUUUCCUCAUGCUACAAAAAACUAUUUCAUGUUGUGGGGACAACAUACUUCCUCCACUCUCUGACUCCAACCUACUCGCCUUUUUAAAAAUAUUUUAAAAUAGUUUUCUCAAUAGUCCUAAUGAUUAAAUCCAGGCAUCAACACAUUUAGACAACAGCAUAGAUAUACAGAGGUGAGAAAAUGCUAUUUUAAAUUGUUGAUAGUCUGUCCUGCUAGAAUUGCCCAGUUUCAAUAUAUUGUGGCCUGUUGUACAUCGCCUACUAUAGAUCUUAUAACAAGUAACUAUUGAACCCAAACCCCUUCAAAAUGCACUGAUCAACUCGCAGUGUUCUGCUGCCUGCCACCAAUAGGUGGCGCUGUAGCAUAUUUUAAUCGCCCUUCGGCAUCCUCAUCGUAACGUCUCGCAUCGUACAACGCUUAAGAACUGGUAGCCACUGGUGUAAUGGGAUCUGGGAAUAUAGCAGGCCACGGAUUGUCAGUUCAAACAUGACUCUAGUGGUGGUCAUUUAUUUUACAUUCUCUUGUUCGCACCUGAAAUCCACUUUCAUGAUGUCACAUUAUUAGUUUCCUUGGACACAGGUGGCAUUGUGGUGCUUGGAAACCUUAAUGGCUGCUUGCAGCAAUAUUUUACUUUGUUUUGCUAUUGUAUUAUUUUGUUAAGCAUUAGUAUCAAUUGUUUUCAUAUUAAUGGAAUUGUGUAAAUCUAAGUCUGGUGGUAGUGAACGGAAAGAUAAUUGGAAGGUGUGUGUGUGUGUGUGUGUGUGUGUGUGUGUGUGUGUGUGUGUGUGUGUGUGUGUGUGUGUGUGUGUGUGUGUGUGUGUGUGUGUGUGUGUGUGUGUGUUGCAUGUUAAUGAGGGUAAUUGGUUAACUAGGCCUGUGACAGCUCUCGUGUGUAUUUACUAUAUCAUACGCGGUAUGAAUGACCUGUAUAAUACGAA